This is a messenger RNA of Closterium sp. NIES-65, 3543 nucleotides long. The record is from the annotation of a GenBank genome assembly. NCBI's taxonomy places the organism in Eukaryota, Viridiplantae, Streptophyta, Zygnematophyceae, Desmidiales, Closteriaceae.
AUGGCCGAGCCGCCACGUCAGGACCCAACGAGAAAGAGGCUGUUCAAGGGAAAGCAUAGCGUUCCGCAGAAGCCUCGUUUGUCGUUUUCUGUGCAACAGCCGAUCUGGUCCAGCUGGCAGCAGAAAAGACAAGCACAUCCAGUGGCAGGCAUAGGUGGAGGGGGGGGAGGUGGAGAGGGUGGCACAGCGGGAAGGGGAGGAAAAGGGGGGACAAGUGAGGGAAAGGGGGUAAGCGGGGGAGGUUUCAGAGGAGAAGGAGGAGAGUGUGUUGGAGAGAGAAGGGUUGCGGGGAUUGGUGGCGGAGUGAGGGGGAGAGAGGGAGCGAGUGUGGGUAUGGGGAGUGUGGGAGAGAGGGCGUGGAGGAGCGUCAGUGAAAUUGGGACAUUUGGGGGUUUGAGAGGGUUGGAUGUGACUACACUGGGGAGUGAUACUAGAGGCGGGUUCGGGAGUGACAAUAGAGGGGACUUAGGAAGUGAUGGUAGAGGGGGGUUUGGGAGUGGCACGGUGUUUCACCCGACUGCAUGGCGGUGUGGGAUACCUGCUGUGGUGAGGAGGAGGAGGAUCAAAACCAUUGCUGAUUGGUCCGAUGAUGAUGGUAAUGACAAUGGUGGUGAUGGUGAUGGCGAUGGCGAUGGUGGUUGUGCUGAUGAUGGUGAUGGCGAUGGUGAUGCUGCUGGUGAUGGUGAUUGGUUGGAUGAGGACGGGGAAGAGGAGGGAGUGGAGGCAGAGGAGGGAGAGGAGGAAGCGGUGGAAAAUGAGGAGGAAAAGGAGGAAGAGGCAGGUGAGGAAGGGGGGGAGGUGGAGGGGAGAGAGAAGGAGGCAGAGGAGGAAGAGCAGGAUGAGCGUGAACUUGAGGGGUUAAGGGAGCGGCACGUGAGAGAGUGUGGAGGGAGGAGGAAGAGGAGACGUGUGAUAGGUAACGAGGAGGAGGAGGAGCAGGAGGCAGGAAAGUGGAUGGGGGAGGAGAGAAGAGGGAAUAUCGGAGUACAAGAAUCAGUUGAAAGGGAGGAGGGGGCAGGAAGAGAGGAACAAGACAGAACGAUGGGUGGGAACGAUGAUGACAGGGAUGCUGACAAUGAUGACAGGGAUGCUGACAAUGAUGACAGGGAUGCUGACAAUGAUGGCAGGGAUGCUGACAAUGAUGGCAGGGAUGCUGACAAUGAUGGCAGGGAUGCUGACAAUGAUGGCAGGGAUGCUGACAAUGAUGGCAGGGAUGCUGACAAUGAUGGCAGGGAUGCUGACAAUGAUGGCAGGGAUGCUGACAAUGAUGGCAGGGAUGCUGACCAUGAUGGCAGGGAUGCUGACAGUGACGACUCCAUGAUGACUCAGCCUGACGACGAAGCCACGUGGCAGUCCUUGAUUGAGCAGUCCACGGUCGAAAUUGUUAUGGAAAGUGCAAGGGAAGGAGGGAGGAGAAAGGUGGAUGGGUUGGAGAUUCUUUCAGAUUCACAAGAGGAAGACAAAGGCGGGGGCGGAAGGAUAAGGGUAGAGGAAGAGCAGGAAAGAGAGGGAAGCGAAGGGCGGGGGAAAGGGAAGAAGGGAGGAGAAGUGAGAAGACGCGAAGAGGUGGGGCAUGAGGAGGGGGAAGGAAGGGAGAAGGCAGGAGGCAGUAGCGAGAUGGUGCAGUCAGGUUUUGCGGGGAGUAGAGAGGGGAGAAGUGAGGGGAGAGGAGUCGGGAGAGGAGAGGAGGGUAGAGGAGAGGUGGGGAAAGGAGGGGAGGGUAGAGGAGAGGAGGAGAGAGGAGAGUGUGCAAAUGGAGGAAGGGAAGAGGAGAAUCUAAGCGGGGCGGAGGAGAAAGUAUUAGCAGAUGAGGACGCACGGUGUGUACAGGACGAAGCGGAGGCCUUGGAGGAGGGGGAGGGGAUGGCGAUGGGCGAGUUUGACUUUGAACCGCCGUCCUUCUCCCUCCACGUGCAGCCUUCCGAGCUUCACAUGGAACCUGAUGCGAGGAUGAACUUCCUCCCCUCACAGGGAGUGGACGCUCCCAGCCUCUCGUUUCAUCCUGAGGCGCCUCCAAAGUCCCCCCCUCUCGUGCAGCCCUCUGAGAUUCAGGCAGAACUUGAUGGGAUGAACUUCUCCCCCUCACAGGGCCUGGACGCUCCCAGCUUCUCCUUGAAUCCUGAGGCGCCUCCAAAGAUGGGCGUGAAGCAUGAGACGGCUUUUGAGGCGCCGGAGGAAUCGGGGACACAGGAAUCAGGAUUUCAGGCGUCACAGGGUUUGGACGCACCCAGUUUCUCGUUGGGGCUGGAGGGGUGGGAUGGGGAAGAGGGCGCGUUGGGGGAUGGGCAAUGCAUGACAGAGAGGGACGGGCAACAAGGAGCAGCAGAGAGAGUUUUUGACCGGAGUCAUAGAAAGAUGGAGAGCACAGUGGGGGAUGACGAAGGGUUGGCAAAGAGGGAAGCCUGGGAAGGGAAGCAGGGGGCAGUUGAGCAGCGAGUGGCAGUGGGAUGGGACGGCGAGAGGUGUCGUGAAGAUGAACGGAGUGAGAGAGCCCUUGGAGAUGGUGUUUAUGGGAGGGUUGAGAGUGGUAAGAAGGUGAAGGUUGAGGUGUCUGGGGCUCAUGCUGAUGUUGCUGGUAGUGCUGGUGGUGCUGCUGCAAGUGCGGAGAGAGACGGAGGGAGGAGGUUUAAAAGGCUGCGAAAGGCUGUAGAGCCACCCGCAACACAGACUCCGGCAACAACACCCACGCUGUCGGAGGCUACGAGGCAGCUGCUGCAGCGGCGCCUGCCGCACCUGCAGCUGGUGGGGUGGCUGGAGGAGCGGGGGUGCGAUGCCAACGGUGACCCUGUUUUCAUCGACUACCGAUGCCAGUUUGGCUCCGAAACUCCCUCCGGGGCAGAUACUGACAGAGGAGGCCGCCCUUUUUCUCAAGCGCAUGGAAAUGAGAAUGAGAAUGAGAAUGGCUGCUAUGAGGUCGGGGGUUCCGGGUUUCCAUGCCCGCAGCAGCCUGCUGGUGUUGGUGCUGCUGGGAGCGCUGCUAGGAAGGUGCAUUUUGAGGCGCCUCAAAAUGCACCUCACUACAUGUGCCCGCAGCAGCCUGCUGGUGCUGGUGGUGCUGGGAGCGCUGCUAGGAAUGGGGGGAGGAUGGGAGGGGAGGGAUUUGGACGGCAGCAGCAGCUUUCCCAGCAGCAAGGGGGCAGUGGGAGGAGGAGAGGGAGUGGUGGUGGCGGUGGUGCUGUUGCUUCCAGGGCUGGUGGUGGUGGUGGUGGCAGCAGUGGUGGUGGUGUUACGGGAAGGGGUGUUGCUGGUAGCAGUGGUGGUCACUGGGUGGCAGAGGGUGGCAAGAAGGUGAGCUGUCUCACACUUUGUUUUAGGUGUGUUUUGAGAAUUCGAGAAAAAUACCUUCUGGAAGGGGUGGUGAUGGCAGCAGCAGUGGUGGAUAUAGGUAUAGGAAGGGGUGCUGCUGCUAGCAGCAGCGGCGGUCACUGGGUAGCAGAGGGCGGCAAGAAGGUGAGUUAUCUGCACUGUCUCUGCUCCCAAUAUUGCAUAACCUCUGCUGGUGGCAGCAGCGGUGGCGGGUAUAGGAAGGGGUGUUGCCGGUAG